This is a messenger RNA of Candidula unifasciata, 1218 nucleotides long. The record is from the annotation of a GenBank genome assembly. NCBI's taxonomy places the organism in Eukaryota, Metazoa, Mollusca, Gastropoda, Stylommatophora, Geomitridae.
AUGGCGUUAACUUUGUAUGGUUGUGGCCACAAUGGCUUCUCACAGCUUGAUGGAUUCAAGUGUCUGAAAUUUAAUGAAUUGGGUCUAUGUACUUCUGACAAAUGUACGAGAAUCAAACCAGACAAGAGGACCAAAAUAGCCUUACCUGAACAACUUUUUCAGUUGAACGAAGGUUACAGUUUACACAAAUUGCUGAUUACCUGGGCAAGACUGGCUGCUACACUGAAAAGAGAUACAAACAGUUACACUUCAGUCAUAACUGGAUUCAUGAACAUGACAGCACAGGAAGCAGGCAGUUGUGGAGAAGCAUCCAUCUUGGAUGGCCAAGUUGUGAUGGCAUCAACUGAUACAGAUAUCCUUUUGGGAGGUUCUGAAGACACAAUACCAGACAAGAUCAUCCAUGAGAAGAGUACAGCAUCUCAAUCUAUAGCAGUUCUUCUUCCUAGCACAGCUGCCAGAGUGUCCUUAGUUUGUGGAGGACAUCAUCAUGUUUUUGCUGUGUAUGAUUCUGUAACAGUAGGAAAGUUACAUGUUUCAGAGGAUGAGUUUACUAAGAAUGAUGACGGAAAUACCAAAGAGAACACGGAAGAGACCCACUUUGACCUACACUCCAUUGAUUCAGGUGUAGAGGUCACAGAAAUUAGCUGUGGGAAGGAGCAUGUACUAAUCCUGGCUCAUGUAGGAACAGUGUUCAGUUAUGGACUUGGAAGCCGCGGACAGCUUGGUCAUUACAGUGUUGAGCCAGAGAUAUCUCCAAGGUUGUUAGCCUCAUUAGAAGGACUCCGAAUGAGAAGCAUUUGUGCUGGAGGUUGGCAUUCAGCUUCUGUUUCAGACUGUGGUGAUGUCUACAUGUGGGGCUGGAAUGAAAGUGGUCAGCUGGGUGUGCCAGCCCUGUCGAAAGCUGUGAGCAGUUCCCUGUCAGCUGAAGAUGAUGAAGAUCGUGUGGGAAUCCAGACUGAGCCUUUGUGUAUCACAUCAUUACCAGAUGAGCUGAACGUUGCUGCUGUUGCUUGUGGGUCAAGGCACAGUGUCAUUCUUAGUGAUACUGGAAGAGUGUUUUCUUGUGGCUGGAAUACAUACGGUCAGUUGGGUCUAGGGGACACGGAGAACAGAGACACAUUUACUGAAGUUGUCUCGUUCAGGGGUCUCUGUGUUGAAAUAUAUGCAGGACAGUGGAAUUCCUUUUUUCUUUGUAAUCCUAAUAAACAUGGUUCUUGA